Messenger RNA from Nannospalax galili (Upper Galilee mountains blind mole rat), 438 nucleotides. It is a transcript of the gene Prap1, whose product is annotated as proline rich acidic protein 1. The record is from RefSeq and is a predicted model, not a curated record. Lineage: Eukaryota; Metazoa; Chordata; Mammalia; Rodentia; Spalacidae.
AUGCAGAGCUCAAGGCCACUAGCCAGCAUAUUCCACACCUGUGACUCACUCUUCCCGGUUCCUGUUAAGACCAAAGGCAAAUAUGGGGUUCCUGAGCGGGAAACAGAGAAGACCUGGGGCUUCAGGGUUGUGGAACCUCUGAAGAAAGACGACUAUCUGGUCAUUCUCCCUGUGCCCAAACAGAAGCUUGCAGCUGCUGAGGAAAAGCUUCCAGAUGUCAAGGCCUGGAUGGAGACUGAGGACAUCCUGAGCCAUUUUCGGAGCCCCUAUCAGGGUCCAGAACUGGAUCUUGACAGCCUAUACCACCCCAUGUCUGAGGAGAUCCAAGACAAGGAAGAGCCCAAGUUUGGGGCAAUACUUUAUCAUCAGGCACUCCAGGGACCAGAGGAGGAUCUUGACCACAUCUCUCACCCUAUGUAGGACUCCAGUGGGCCCUAA